AUGUCAUGAUAUGAAAGGAGGAUAUUUAGAAGAUAAACAUACACAAGGAUGUCAAACAAAUGAACCUUGUUAUCGAUUUUUUCGUUGGCAUCUAAUUGAUAUAUUCACUUAUUUUUCUCAUGAACUUGUUACUAUUCCACCGUUAGUUUGGAUCAAUUGUGCACAUAAAAAUGGUGUUCAAAUACUUGGUACAUUUAUAACUGAAUUUGAUAAUGGAAAAGAUAUAUGUCGUCAUUUAUUAGCAUCUGAUGAAAAUGUUGAUCGAGUAGUUGAUGCUCUUGCAUUACUUAUGGCAUGGUAUAAUUUUGAUGGAUAUUUAUUAAAUAUUGAGAAUCCAAUUGAACCAGAAUAUAUUGAACGUCUUCUUUCAUUUGUUUCAAAACUUAAAAUAGCUUGUUCAAAAAUUGAUCGAAAUAGUUUAAUUAUUUGGUAUGAUAGUGUAACAAUUCAUGGUGAAUUAAAAUGGCAAAAUCAAUUAAAUGAAUUAAAUAUGCCGUUUUUUGAUGCUUGUGAUGGAAUAUUUUUAAAUUAUACAUGGAAAUCAGAAAUGCUUAUACAAUCGAAAAUAAAUGCUGGAGAACGUUAUCGAGAUGUUUUCGUUGGUAUUGAUGUUUUUGGUCGAGGAUGUUUUGGUGGUGGUGGUUUUAAUACAUGUGAAGCAAUGUCUUUGAGUUAUACAAAUGAUUUAAGUACAGCUUUAUUUGCACCUGGUUGGCUGUUUGAAACACUUGAUACUAAUGAAUUUCUUGAAAAUGAUAGAAAAUUUUGGAAUUUAUUAGAACCAUAUACAAGUCAAAGAAUUCUUCAUAUGAAAUCGUUAACAACAUAUUUUUCUGAUGGUUUUGGCGAGAACUUUUUCAUUAGUGGCUUAAAUUUAGCGACAAAUCCGUGGUAUAAUCUUAGUUUACAAUCUUAUUUACCAAAUGUAUUAAGCGAAAAUAAAUGGUUAAUUAAACAUGAUGAUGCUUAUUUCGGUGGAUCAUAUAUUGAAAUUAAAGGAAAUACGGAAGGUUAUUCUAAAUUAUUUAAAUGUUUAAUUCCAAUUGAAUCAAUUUGUGAAAUUGUAUUAGUUUUUAAAAAUAUUGAUAAUAUUAUACCUGAACUUAAAUUUGAUAAUGGAACAUUCAUUCAUUUAUAUAAAAGUGAAAAGGAUUUAAUCAUUCGGAAUUGGAGACAAAAAACAUAUCGAGUUAGUGUAAAUGAACGAAAAUCGAUUACUGAUAUAUCGAUUUGUUAUGAAAAGAAUGUAGAUUCAGUUAUUAAACUUGGCUAUUUAUCAAUUCGUCCUAUUGAAUCUUGUUGUUCAAAAAUCGAAUUAUCAUCACCAUUGAUUCAAUCAAUUGAACAUAAUUCGAAUUUAUCCAUGACUUUACAUUUUGGUGAUUUUAUUCAAGAACAAAUAUCAUCAAUAAUAUUAAUUUUUGUACGUGAUCAAUUUGAACAAUAUACAUUUCUUGGUGCUACACAUCAAACAUAUUUUGUUAUUUUUAAAUCAGAAAUAAUCGAUGAUAAACAAGAAUAUUCAACAUUAAUUGUUCGACAUUAUUCACUUGAUAGUUUAGAUUUAAUUAAUGAAACAAUACUUCGAUUACCAAUAGCAUAUAAUUCUUAUGAUAAACAAUUCGAUCAAGUUAAAGCUAAAAUAGAAAGUGAUCCCGAAUGUCUCAAAAAGAAAGAUCGUGAUGGUCGUACUGUUCUUCAUUGGGCUUGUUCAAGUGGUGCAAAAGAUAUUGUGAAAUAUUUACUUGAAGUUUGUCAUGUUCGACCAGAUAUUCCAGAUGAACUUGGUUGGACACCUUUGAUCAUUGCUGUAUCAACUGGUCAUAUUGAAAUUGUUCGAAUGCUUUUAAAAACAAAUAAAGUCGAUAUUGAACAAUCUAAUUCAUCCGGUGCACGACCAUUACAUUAUGCAUGUUCAAAAAACUUUUAUGAAAUAGCUGAAUUAUUACUUGAACAUGAUGCUGAUAUAAAUGCAACUGAUAAAUAUAAACAAACACCAUUAGAUCGUUGUUGUUCAAAAGGAAAUACACAAAUAGUUCAAUUAUUAUUAAAACAUCCGAAAAUUGAUCUAAGUAUGCAUAAAGAAUGUGAUGGCGAU
Molecule: messenger RNA, 2098 nt
Organism: Adineta steineri
Lineage: Eukaryota; Metazoa; Rotifera; Eurotatoria; Adinetida; Adinetidae
Source: the annotation of a GenBank genome assembly